This is a messenger RNA of Solanum dulcamara, 992 nucleotides long. RefSeq names its product dof zinc finger protein DOF1.1-like. The transcript has a single exon. NCBI's taxonomy places the organism in Eukaryota, Viridiplantae, Streptophyta, Magnoliopsida, Solanales, Solanaceae. Gene Ontology annotation, molecular function: DNA binding; DNA-binding transcription factor activity. Gene Ontology annotation, biological process: regulation of DNA-templated transcription. Bases 1 to 930 code for a protein of 309 amino acids. The record is from RefSeq and is a predicted model, not a curated record.
AUGGAGGAGCAAUUUGGUGGAAGAUCAUCAGGAGAGAAUGAUCGAAAUCAGCAGCAAAGGAGAAUGAAGAUGCCGGAAAACAUCUCAUCAGCGCCACCACAACCACCGCCGCAGAAAUGUCCUCGUUGUGAUUCAAACAACACCAAGUUUUGCUACUACAACAACUACAGUUUGACUCAGCCUCGCUAUUUCUGCAAGACGUGUAGGAGGUAUUGGACUCAAGGCGGAACCCUAAGGAACGUCCCCGUCGGAGGUGGUUGCCGAAAGGGUAAACGAACGAUGAAGGCCGGUGGCAGCGGUGGUGUUAAUAUUAGCGGCGGUUCAUCUUCAUCAGCUGGUGAAAAUUCAUCUAGAUCUAAUCAUCAUCAAGUACUACAACCGCCACAAAUAGCGAAUUUAUCAGCAGCUGCUGCUGCUGCUUUUUUCUCAGGUAACAAUUCGAGAUCUCAACCGCCGUCACUUCCAUCGAUGAGUUCUCUGUAUGGUGGUGGUGUUGGUGGAGGAUUUUUGUCUUCUUUAGCUGCCAUGCAAUCAAUGAGUCAGUUAUCACAAGGUGUCAAUAUUCAAUCUCAGCUUGGGGUAAUUUCGGCCAGUAAUAACAAUAACAACCAAUUUGGUAAUUUCAAUAUUCCAACUAGUACUCCUCCUAAGGUUCAAAUUAACCAACAAAUGGAAAAUACUGGAUUUUACCAAAAGCCCAAUAUGGAAUCAUCUUUUUACCCAUCUGAUCAAACGUUGCAGUUUCAACCUACAAGGCCUUUGAGUUCAUGGACGCAAAGGUUCAUCAACAACAACAACAAUAAUAUUUGGCCGAAUAGCUCAGCCAGCAACAGCAGCAGCGGAGGUGCUAAUGAUAGCACCACCGCUGCUGGUGCAUCUCUCAGCCCGAAUCAGUGGCCCGAUCUUCCGGGGCUCGGCCCAUCUCCAUGAGAUUUUAGGGUUUCUUCCCUCUUUUUUUUAAUCAUACCGAAUUAAUAGUGUUUCGUCCAUGA